Molecule: messenger RNA, 8395 nt
Organism: Anastrepha obliqua
Lineage: Eukaryota; Metazoa; Arthropoda; Insecta; Diptera; Tephritidae
Gene: msps
Product: protein mini spindles
Exons: 18
Coding region: 978-7403 (2141 amino acids)
Biological process (GO): establishment or maintenance of microtubule cytoskeleton polarity; mitotic spindle organization; microtubule polymerization
Cellular component (GO): microtubule plus-end; spindle pole; centrosome
Molecular function (GO): microtubule plus-end binding; microtubule plus end polymerase activity
Source: RefSeq, a predicted model, not a curated record
AUUGAAUAAAACUGAGUAAUACAAGAUGGACGUAAUUUUGUCGUUGUCGUCCAAUUACAAUUUUUACUUUAUUUUUAAUUUGUGAAAACUGUUUGAAACCAACAUUAAAAGGCGCAACAGCAACAUAAAGUUCCGGUAAAAAAAUUUCUACGUCAAAAAUUGCAAAAAAAGUAAAAUACAAAUAUUUAGAAGGCGUCGCGUGCUAAGUUCCGUUUGAUUUCUAUACAAUUUUUGCUUUUACAUUGCGUCUAUGGAUUUUUUCCAAUUGUGUGUACUUUGGUGCGCGCGUAUGUGUGCCGCUGAAAACGGUAGUUUUUUGUUUGGUGAAAAAUCGAAGUUUGUUACGCCGCUGCAGUGGUUCAACGUCUUGCAUUGCUUGUGUGCGUGAAAAUUUGUUAAUAUUGCUGCAAGAAAAUAGAAGUUCAUCCAAUAAGUAACAUAGUGCCACAUAAAAAUUGCGGCUAUAAUUUGUGUAUGCUUACAUUCAUGCAAGAAAUAGUUAGUAAAGUGAUUACAGCUGUGAAAACAUUAGUGUCAAGACUGGCUUAAACGUCAGUCAAUAAGCAACUGUUCGUCCCACAUAGAUUGCAAUACAGAGAUAAAAAAAUUAUAGUUAUUACAGUUAUAAAGCAACAAAAAGGGUGGAGAUUCUGAAGCUUUACACAAACUAUUAGUGAAAGGAACGACGUUGCAAUCGAGACAACAACGACACUUCAAGUAAAACAAAUAAACAACAGCGCAACAAAAGCCGCUUGAAAGGCAGGAAACAGACACAACAAUAAAAUUAACUCUUUACUGCGGCAAUAAAUCACAAAAAGGUCCUCAACUGAGAUCCAAUUGUCUAGCAUUUUAUAUCAUCAUUUCCAACGCAUCCCAUUUUUUACAAUAUUCAACGCAUCCCAUUUUUUACCUUUUCCCUUCGCAUAAUCUAAUCUCUCUUUUGACAAAUCGUAUAAGUUCAUACAAAAGGAACCAUUAUGACUGAGGAUACAGAAUAUAAGAAAUUGCCCGUGGACGAGCGUUGCGUACACAAAUUGUGGAAGGCACGCGUAGAUGGCUAUGAAGAAGCGGCCAAAAUUUUUCGUGAAAUCGACGAUGAAAAAUCGCCAGAAUGGAUGAAGUUUUUGGGCCUCAUAAAAAAGAUGGUCGUCGACUCGAAUGUAGUCGCCCAAGAAAAAGGACUCGAGGCGGCUUUGAUAUUUGUUGAGAAUUGCGGUCAGGCGGGCAAAACAGUGGGCGAUGUCAUGGCGGGCAUUGUGCAGAAGUGCAUUGCAGCACCCAAAGCCAAAACCAAGGAUAUUGCCGUGCAAGUGACGCUCAUGUAUAUUGAAAUUGAAAAGCAGGAGGCUGUCAUGGAGGAGCUCAUCAAGGGCAUGGAGCAUAAGAAUCCAAAAAUUGUUGCCGCCUGUGUGUCGGCCACAACAAUGGCGCUGCGUGAUUUUGGCAACAAAGUAGUCGGUGUAAAACCACUGAUUAAGAAGCUGGCACCACUGAUGAGUGAUCGCGAUAAGACGGUACGUGACGAAGGCAAACAGUUGGCCAUAGAGAUUUAUCGCUGGAUUGGCGCCGCAAUGAAACCACAAAUCACCUCAUUGCCUCAGGUCACACUCAAAGAGCUAGAGGAUGAAUUUGAUAAACUCAAGGGAGAGAAGGCUGAACCGUCAAGAUAUCUAAAAUCACAACAGGAAAAGCAACAGCAAAUUUCUGCCGCCGCAGCAGAGCACGAUGAAGCUGGUGAUGAUGAUGAUGGCGAGGGUGAAGAAGUUAUUGAUCCAAUGGAUCUCAUUGACCCAGUUGACAUACUCUCGAAAAUGCCCAAAGAUUUCUAUGACAAAUUGGAGGAGAAGAAGUGGACAUUGCGUAAGGAAUCGCUAGAAGCACUCGAAAAACUUUUAACAGAGAAUCCAAAAUUGGAGAACGGCGAAUAUGGGAUACUGGUGAAUACACUGAAAAAGGUCAUCACGAAAGACACCAAUGUGGUGCUGGUCGCAAUGGCCGGAAAGUGUCUGGCAAUGUUGGCCAAUGGCUUGGGCAAGCGUUUCGGCACCUAUGCAAUGGCUUGCGUGCCCUCUCUUUUGGAAAAAUUCAAAGAGAAGAAGGCCAAUGUUGUGGCCGCGCUUCGCGAAUCCAUGGACGCUAUCUAUCCAUCCACCAGUUUGGAAGCUAUGCAGGAAUCCAUUGUCGAGUCGCUGGGCAAUAAAAAUCCAAACGUCAAAUCGGAGACAGCUUUCUUCCUCGCUCGUGCCUUUGCACGCACUCAACCAACUGCAAUCAACAAGAAAUUACUCAAAUUGCUUGUGACCACACUUAUAAAGACAUUAAACGAACCUGAUCCCACAGUACGUGAUGCUUCAGCAGAAGCUUUGGGCACUCUACUCAAGCUAAUGGGCGAUAAAUCUGUGGGACCUUUCCUGAUUGAAGUAGAUGCACUUAAGAUGGCAAAGAUUAAGGAAUGUCAAGAGAAGGCCGAAAUUAAAGUGAAAGUGAUAGGCCCCAAAAAGGAACGACCUGCUACUGCGCCAGCGUCCAAAACUUCAGUUGCAGGCUCAGCUGGUAAUGUGGGUUCGGGUGCAUCGUCACGUAGCGGUUCCACCGAACCGAAGCCAGUGUCGCGUCCUGCUACCGCAGGAGGCAAGAAGUCGGUUAAACGUGCAGUAGGUGGUGGUGCCGCACCACUCUCCAAAUCCGCUAGUAGCGCUAAAAUGUUGGCUACUGAGCGUGAAAUGUCGCUCGAAGAAGUGCAAGCCAAGGCUGAGGAAUUACUGCCGGCUGACGUGCUUUCUGGUUUGAUUGAUUCGAAUUGGAAGAAUCGUUUGGCAGCUUGUGAGAACUUAUUACAAACAAUUGGUGAUUUUGAUGCCAAACAACCGGGUUUGUCACAGGUACUUGUGCGUACGAUUAGUGCACGCAAGCCGGGUUUGAAGGAGAUGAACUUCCAAGUUCUGAAGAAUAAACUGGACAUCAUUCGCAUUGUCGCCGAAACUUACCCGCUAACAACGAUCACAAUCGAUCUGGUGGUUAAUGAGGUGACCGAAAAGCUAGCUGACAUUAAAAAUGGGGUCACGGCGGCUGAUGUACUCACGGCUUUUGCUGAAGCCACUAAAUUGGAGCAUAUAGUAGGACGCGUUCUCACUUUUGCCUUCGACCAGAAGUCACCGAAAGUGCAAUCCGAAGCACUGAAUUGGGUAAGCAAGGCCAUACUAGAAUUCGGCUUUCAAAUCCAACCCAAACUAUUACUCGAGGACGUCCGCAAAGCUGUGCAAAGCAUAAAUCCUACAGUGCGCAGCGCUGGUAUUGGUUUACUCGGCACAAUGUCCAUGUAUAUGGGCAGCACGCUAAUGAUGUUCUUUGAGAGUGAGAAACCGGCAUUGAAGUCACAAAUUCAGACGGAAUUCGAUAAGAAUGCUGGUGAAAAGCCCCCAAAACCGAUACGUGGUGUUAAGAAAUCUGGUGCCAACUCAGGCGGUGGCGCUGGUGAAGCCGAUGAUGAUGCGUGCGAUGACGACGAGCCACAGGAGCAAAUGAAUUUGGCUGACAUGUUGCCUCGCAUCGAUAUUGCACCGCAGAUCACCGAAACGCUCCUGAAGGAGAUGUCCGACAAAGACUGGAAGACACGCAAUGAGGGUCUCAAUAAACUGCAAUCCAUUAUAAGUGACGCAAAAUUAAUUAAACCUACAAUUGGCGACUUAGCGCCGGCACUUGCUCUCCGCUUGGUCGACUCGAAUGCAAAAAUCGCGCAAACCGCCAUGUCAAUAUGUGAGCAACUCGCUAAUGCUAUGGGCUCCGGCUGUAAAAGUCAUGUUCGCGCUCUUUUCCCCGGUUUCCUGCAUGCUCUUGGUGACAACAAAGCCGCAGUGCGUGCUGCUGCUUUGAGUUGCAUCAACAGUUUUGGCGAAAAAGGUGGAUACAAAGAAUUUUUCGAGAACGAAAUGAUCGCUGAUGCCCUGAAAACUGGUUCGCCAGCGCUCAAAUCCGAGUUGUGGGGUUGGCUAGCCGAACGUAUGCCACAAAUGCCUCCUAAAUCCGUAUCGAAAGAGGAGUUGACGUCGAUGGUGCCACACUUGUAUGCACACAUCUGUGAUCGCAAUGUAGAUGUUCGCAAGAAUGCCAACGAGGCGGUAUUAGGCAUAAUGAUACACCUCGGUUUCGAGAGCAUGGUCAAAGCGCUCGAUAAACAGAAGCCGGCGUCCAAGAAGGACAUACAAGCGGCAUUGGAUAAAGCACGGCCGAAUCUGCCAAUGAAACCUUUACCCAAAGGCAAACAACAAGCACCGAUAGAGGAGCCAACGAAGAAGACAGUGCGUGGUGGCGCACAGAAGAAUGCUACAGCUAAGGGUGGUGCAGCUGGGGCAGGUGAUAAGGCCAGCGGUGCUUCAUCGCGUAAAAAGGACGAAGAUGUGGACACAUCACCAUUGUUGGCAGUUAAUAAUUCUAAAAAUCAACGCUUGAUUGAUGAGCAGAAAAUGCGCGUACUUAAGUGGACAUUCACAACGCCAAGGGAAGAGUUCAUUGAUUUACUCCGCGAACAAAUGACUACGGCCAAUGUAAAUAAGGGACUAAUGGCCAACAUGUUUCACGAUGACUUUAGGUACCAUUUAAAAGUUAUCGAAUCUUUGAACGAAGAUUUGCCCAACAACAGCAAAGCGUUAGUCUGUAAUCUGGAUUUAAUAUUAAAAUGGCUAUCGCUGCGUUUUUAUGAUACGAAUCCUUCGGUUUUGCUGAAGGGUCUCGAGUAUCUCAAUCAGGUUUUCCAGACAUUGGUCGAAAUGGAGUACAUACUUGCCGAAAACGAAGGCAGCGCUUUCAUACCACAUCUGCUGCUAAAGCUCGGCGAUCCCAAAGAUGCUGUGCGUGUUGGUGUACGCUCGCUGCUCCGUCAAAUAUUGCUUGUCUAUCCUUAUACCAAAGUAUUUGUGUACGUUAUGGAAGGACUCAAAUCCAAGAAUGCCCGUCAACGUACCGAAUGUUUAGAUGAGCUGGGCUAUUUGAUUGAAAAUUAUGGUUUAACGGUAUGUCAGCCCUCGCAACAGGUGGCAUUGAAGGAAAUUGCACGUCACAUAUCCGAUCGUGAUAACUCUGUGCGCAAUGCCGCAUUGAAUUGUGUAGUGCAGGCAUAUUUCUUAGCUGGCGAAAAGGUCUACAAGCUAAUUGGCCAACUGAAUGAAAAAGACUUGUCUAUGUUAGAUGAGCGUAUAAAGCGCGCCAAGAAGACGCGAAAACCAACACCAGCUGCGCCGGACACAACAACAACACUUGGCGUUGGCGGUAGCGGUGGUGUUGGCGUCAAAUCGGGUGCGCAGGUGGCGCAGCAGGAUAUCAUUGAAAUCGAUGAGCCUUCGACGAAUGGAGUUUGCGAUGAGCUGCCACCGCCAGACGAGCAACCUACGCCGGCAGCAAGUGUGCAAUUGCAAUCGAAUGCGAAUGAAGCAAAUGCCAGUACGGAAUCAAAAGACAAGCGCGCCUCUUCGCUCAUAAGACAAGCAACUUUCGAUCAACCUGCAUCCACACAAUACCAAUAUCAACAGCCCAAAACGAGCGGUCCCUUCGGCCUUGACCCCGAUAUUAUUGCCGAAAUCGAGAAGGGUUGGGUGCGUGUUGACCAAAUGCAGCAAGUGGAGGUGCCGCGUGUCGAUGUGUCACUCCUCUUCGAGCCGAUCAAAGUCAUACCGACACGCGACAAUGUGCAGUACCCGAAGGAAAAAUUCGAGCAACUCAUUUCCCGUUCACACUAUAUACAACAACAGGCGGUGCACAAUACACCGCCACCACCAUCGGCGGCAGCGAUGGCUGCUGUUAGUGGCGGUGUUGGGUCGCCCUACGUGAGCCCCCAACAACAUAUACACCAUCAGCAGCAAUUGAAUACGGCCGUUUAUGGUAGUGGGGCUGCCAAUUAUGGCAGCAACACGAAUUUGCAUCAGAUGUCGAAUAUUGUUGACGUUCUACCCAAACAUGAUCCUCAACUAAUCAAAAUGAUUAAGGCUAUCAGCAGCGUUGACACUUUAAAGGUGCGUGCUGCCAUCAGCGAACUUGCCGAGAUCAUUGAAUCACCCGAAAAACAGGCCGUACUGCGUGACUAUGAGGAAAUUUUCAUACAAAAUGUGCUCGCGCAGUUCAAAAAUUUAUCACAGGUGCCCAUUUCCGAAUCGUUGGUCGUCUAUCAACCGCUACUCUCCAUACUCUACUCAUUUUUCCACUCAAAAACGUUGGGUAAAACGCUGAGCGUUGCCUGCAUCAAAAAUUUAAUAUCUGCGUUGUUAAAUCUUAUGGCCGAUCAGAAGCUGAGCGCUGGCGAUGACGGUCAAUAUACUAAAGUUAUUAAUGGUAUUUGCUUGAAAGUGUUGGAUAAGACGAAUUUUACGAAUUUAAAUUGCGCAUUAAUACGCCUUUUACGUGAAACCUGUCCGGUGGCUGGCUUGCCAAAAUUCACCGAUCUGUUGAUGAAAUGCAUUUGGCGUAAUGUUAAAAUGUUACCCGAACGUACCAAUGAACUGAAUUAUGAUGCCGUCAUAUUGGAAGUGCACGAAUUUAUGUUGGCUUUACCAAGUAGCUGGUGGCAGACACGUCCAUCCGACACGCCUUUGCGUACCGUCAAGACAAUUAUUCAUAAUAUGGCUAAAGUAAAGGGCAAUGCCAUACUAAAUCAUCUCAAUCAGAUACCAACACAUUCAGAAUUGUACGCCUAUUUGAUAAAGAUACUAAAGAACUUGGCCAAGGAGGGUCACAUACCGAGCGCCUCACCACAACGCUCCACCUCGGCUAAGGACGUGCAUGGCAAACGCAUUUCAAAUCAAACGCACGAAACCAUGUCUCAGAUAUUUAAAUUAAUCUCAGAUAAGGAAACAAAGCAGCAAGGCCUGCUAAAACUCUAUGAGUUUAAGGUACAAAAUCCCGAUAUUGAUUUAACGACGUUCCUUAAAGGUGCCAGCCCCAGCUUUCAGAAAUACAUAGAAGACGGUUUGGCUGAAAUUGAACGCGCUGUAGCCCAAUCUGGUGGUGCGGGCGAUGGUAUGCAGUACACGCAAAAUGGUGACAAUCGCAUAGCUUCAUCUCGAUUUUCCUAUCUGACAGAUGCCAAUUUCCAACAUCAAACCACUUCUGCAAGCAGUAGUGGCGGCAGCGCUGGCGGUGUUAAGACAGCGGAUCCGGACUUUUGGAUGGAUCGCCUAAAUCAUCUCAUUUCAAAAGCUAACCUUAGUCGCAACGCUGACGGCAUGAGUUCCACGCACACAAUGCUCAUGGACAAUAAGGUAGCGGAUGAAAAUCUGAGUUUGAACACGAUGAAUGCGCAACAGAAGAUGUCGUCGCUAAUACGAAGAGAUGCGAGUAAACCUGAAUUGUCGCCGAAUCGCCUGCAGCACUUACAAGCCAAGUUAGCGGCGUUCAAGAAAGAGAAUCACGCUUAGAGGGGAGAAUAAUUUUUGGGGGAAUUACUUAUAGGCAGGCAUUCGUUAGCUUCGUAAGCGCUAAUGAGCGACGUAGCGCUGCAUUAACGGUGACGAAAAAAAAAUAUUUUCUCUGUAUGUGAAUGGAAAUAUUAAAAUAAGAAACAAUAACAACAAACAAAAUGAAGAGAGAAAAUCCAUUGUAGUACUGCAGAGCCUAAGAGCAAACGCUGAAAGUAGUAUGGAAAGCGCGAUAGAUGUGAAGCAUAGAGAAGAAGAUGAGAAUCACGUAUAUACACAUAAAUGAAGUAAACAAGCAAACCACAACAACUACAAUAAGCGAAUAUAUAUUAUAUAUCAAAAGUCAAAAAAUUGUAAUUUGCAUGGAAUAAAUCGGCAGUGACAACUACAACAGGAAAAGACUGCAAAACAGGAAACCGUUUACGCAAAUGAAAAUCACAAGCGAGCUUGAACUAGAGCGAUAGGAGCAAGCAUUAAAAUUCAAUGAAAGAGAAUUAUCAGUACGUGGCGGUAGUGUAACCACAAAGCGUAAAUGGAUGAUGAGCUAGCAGUGGAAAGGAAAGAUACAGGCCGCAGCAGAAGAACUAAUAUUAUAUACUACUACUAAUGCAUUACUCUUAAUCACUACUACAAUUAUUACACACCUACACACCCACACACAAGUACAUAAAUACAUAUAUACACACACCCAUACACUGGUAUUUAUGCUUAAUAUAAAUUUUACUAUAUAUUCUUAAAUUAUUACCAAAACUCAAAUUAAAAAAAGAAACCACAAAACAAAGGAAAUCGAAAAUGGGAAUUUAAUUGAAGUUGAAAUUGAGUAAUAAAGGCAUAUGAAUGAAAAUGAGUGAUUGCACAUGUCUGUUGGAAAUAGGCGACAGUGAGCAUAAUAUUAGUUUAAUAACAAUAUUUACUGAAACUAAAAUUAAUUUAAAACUGAAAUUUAAAGUAAACAAAUAUAUAAAAAAAAAAAAACAGAAUUAAAAGAAAAC